Eublepharis macularius is the source of this 4264-nucleotide messenger RNA. RefSeq names its product POZ/BTB and AT hook containing zinc finger 1 (gene PATZ1). Gene Ontology annotation, molecular function: protein binding. The record is from RefSeq and is a predicted model, not a curated record. The transcript is spliced from 6 exons. Bases 851 to 3052 code for a protein of 733 amino acids. Gene Ontology annotation, biological process: regulation of immune system process; regulation of cytokine production; negative regulation of transcription by RNA polymerase II. Lineage: Eukaryota; Metazoa; Chordata; Lepidosauria; Squamata; Eublepharidae.
CAGGGUGGGGGGCGCUGAAGCCGGAGAAGAGCGAGCAAAGUUUGCAGCGCGACAGCCUGGGCGGCCCACCAGCAAAGGCCGGAGCUGCAAGCAAGAGCCCCGCGGAAGACAGACAGCGAAAGGGUUUUUUUUUCCAACGGGGGGGCUUCGUACUAUCAGCCCCCCCUCCUCUCUUCCUCCCCCCCCAGGGGUGAAAGUGCAAGAGGAAGUGCAGCCGCUGCCAUCUUUCCUCCUCUCCAAACACACACACAUACACACACACAGAGGGAGGGGGACGAACAGAUAGACCAGACAGAGCGCCGGCAGUCCCCGAAAACUUCCAGGCUUUCGACGGCGAAGAAAAGGAGCUUCCUCCGACACCAGCCGCCUUCUCCGUUCCUCCGCAGCGCCUCGUGGCGGCCGCAAAGAGCGUGCAACGGAGCACCCCCCCCCUCUCCGGCGGGGGCCUCGGCUGUUGCUGCAAUCGCUGGUCCGUGCGGCGCGCGCGCGCCCCCCUCCGCCCGAGCCUUUUGUUCCUCCCCACCUGCCUCUCUCUUCCCUUCUGCCUCUCCGUCUUCUCUUCCCUCGCGAUCCCCGCGCGCCUUUGCAAAAGCACUAGUCUUGCGCGCUCGCGCCCAGCGCCGUCGGGGCCCGGGGAAUUUUCUGUAAGGCGCGGGGCUGAGCGCGUGCGCCAUUCCCCCUUGUCUCUUUUCUUCCCCCCGCCCCAUCUCUCGCUCUCUCUCUGUGUCUUUAGGCGGACGCGCGCGCACGGGCACCUCCAAGCCGAGCGGCUGAGCGCCGGGACAGCGCGCCCCCUGCUGGCCGCAGCGGGGGAAGGCAAGCGGGCAGGGCAGGCCGGUCGCCAGCCCCGAUGGAGCGGGUGAGCGAGGCGGCCGUCGCUGCAGCCGCCGCCGCUGCUGCCAAUUCCUGCGGCCCGUCCCCGCCGGGCUGCUACACGUACCAGGUGAGCCGCCAUAGCACCGACCUGCUGCACAGUCUCAACCAGCAGCGCAAGAACGGCGGGCGCUUUUGCGACGUGCUCCUGCGGGUCGGGGACGAGAGCUUCCCCGCGCACCGGGCGGUGCUGGCCGCCUGCAGUGAGUACUUCGAGUCUGUCUUCAGCGCCCAAGGGCUGAGCGGCGGGACCGACGGAGGAGGAGCCGGAGGGCCCGGGGCGCAGGACGGGGGCGCUGCUGAAGCGGCCGGGGGUGGCGGCGGGGCAGGGGGCGCCCCCGGGGUCGGCCGGGAGCUAGAGAUGCACACCAUCAGCUCCAAGGUGUUUGGGGACAUCCUGGACUUUGCCUACACCUCGCGCAUCGUGGUGCGCCUGGAGAGCUUCCCCGAGCUCAUGACCGCUGCCAAGUUCCUCCUCAUGCGGUCUGUUAUUGACAUCUGCCAAGAGGUCAUCAAGCAGUCCAACGUGCAGAUACUGGUCCCCCCAGCCGCCCGCCCUGACAUCAUGCUUUUCCGCCCGGGUGCCGCCACCACCGAUCUUGGUUUCCCCCUCGACAUGACCAAUGGCACUGGACUAGCACCCAAUGGCAAUGGAAUCGCUGGAAUGCCUGAAGAUGAGGCCACCAGAGCUGCCCUCUCUGCAGCUGCCCAGUCAUCCUUGCCUGUCCUGCAGGGUGUCGACCGCCUGCCCAUGGUUGCGGGCCCACUGUCCCCGCCGCUGCUAGCUUCACCCUUCCAGAACGUGGGGCCGGCUGCUCCUUCAUUAAACAGCAAACGGGGAAGAGGGCGACCCCGCAAAGCCAACCUUUUGGACUCCAUGAUGUUCAGCGCUCCAGGCGGCUUGAGGGAUGCCGGCAUUCUUCCUUGUGGCCUCUGUGGGAAAGUAUUUACAGAUGCCAACCGCCUACGGCAGCACGAAGCCCAACAUGGGGUAACCAGCUUACAGUUGGGCUACAUAGACAUUCCACCGCCGAGGCUGGGUGAAAACGGGGUUCCAGGUCUGGAGGACCCUGAGGCCCCCCGAAAGAGAAGCCGGACAAGAAAGCAAGUGGCUUGUGAGAUCUGUGGGAAGAUUUUUCGGGAUGUGUACCACUUGAACCGGCACAAGCUGUCACAUUCUGGUGAGAAGCCUUACUCCUGCCCGGUCUGUGGGCUGCGGUUCAAGAGGAAAGACAGAAUGUCCUAUCACGUUCGGUCCCAUGACGGGUCUGUGGGAAAGCCUUAUAUUUGUCAGAGCUGCGGAAAAGGUUUCUCUAGGCCUGACCACUUGAAUGGGCACAUCAAGCAGGUGCACACAUCAGAGAGACCUCACAAAUGUCAGGAAAUUUCCAGCCUCCAUGGAAUAAGCUCAGAGACAUCUACAUCCAUAGAACAGUUGAAACUUCAAGAGACUUGCAAUGCUUCCUUUGCUACCCGCGACCGGCUGCGCUCGCAUCUCGCAUGCCACGAAGACAAAGUUCCAUGCCAGGUCUGUGGGAAGUAUUUGCGAGCAGCAUACAUGGCCGAUCAUUUGAAGAAACACAGUGAAGGACCAAGCAACUUCUGUACCAUCUGCAACAGAGGUUUCUCCUCUGCCUCCUACUUAAAGGUCCAUGUUAAAACCCACCACGGUGUUCCCCUUCCCCAGGUCUCCAGGCACCCGGAGCCCAUCCCGAAUGGGGGAGCAGCGUUCCACAGCAUCAGGACCUAUGGCAUCAAAGAAGGCCAGAAAUGCUCACAUUCGGACCAGAUUGAGAGUUCAGAUUCCUAUGGCGAUCUCUCCGAUGCCAGCGACCUCAAGACCCCUGAGAAACAAAAUGCCAACGGUUCCUUCUCCUGCGACAUGGUUGUCACCAAAAAUAAAUUGGAGUCAGAGGGAGAUAAGAAGUACCCCUGUCCUGAAUGUGGAAGCUUUUUCAGAUCCAAGUCCUAUCUCAACAAACAUAUACAGAAAGUUCAUGUUCGCUCCCUGGGGACCCCAUUAGGGGACUUGGGCCCUGCAUUGGGGUCCCCCUUUUCACCCCAACAGAACAUGUCUCUUCUGGAAUCAUUUGGGUUUCAGAUUGUUCAGUCUGCAUUUGCAUCCUCCCUGGUGGAUCCAGAGGUCGACCAGCAACCAAUGGGGCCGGAUGGAAAAUGAAGGCCAGCUUUAACCUUAACAAAGCAGCAGUCUGUUUUAUGUAUAAUUAUAAAAUGGCUGUGAAUGAGGGGGAGUAACAGAAUCCAGUUUUGUAGCUGAGGCAUUUUUAAUACCCUUUAGGUUCCCUCCUUUACUUGUUCUCCUCUCUAAAUCUUCCCUGGGUGGAGAAUGUUGGUCAGCUGACCAUCUGCAGGGUGUCUGCAUGACAAUGAAUUGAUGACCUCGGGGCUGCAGUGCAGGCAGAAUUUGUGCAAAGCAUCCAAGAGGUCUGUAGAUGACCCAACUUGGAACCAGGAAAGAAUGAAAAGCCACACACACAAGUUUGAGAAUUAUAAAGAACCCAAGUUGAUCCAGCAGAGAAAGCUCGCUUUCUUGAUACCCUUUAUCCUCUCUCGUUUUUUCUGCCCCAUUAACCCUUUCCUGAGAGUCUCAUAUUAGCGUCAUUGUCUGCUCAUAAAAACACACCCUGUGGUAUCUAGUAGGUAAAAGUGCCGUUGUUCUUUUUACAAAACAGAAAUCAAAUUUUUUAAAAGUUGUGUUUUUUUUUAAAGACCAGAUUCACAUCAAAGCGGGCACCACAGCAUUUGAGAGAGCGAUACCACCAUUAUCUGGGUGUCAGCAAAUCCAAAGCCUGUUCUUGGGACAAUCCAGUGGGAAAUUCUCCUGCACAGUCUCCACAUGCAGGGGUCCCAUUCAUUUUAGUAGGCCUUGGCAGGAGAAUUUCCAGAAGAUGGUGCCCCUUGUUUGUUUGUUUCUCUUAUCUUCACAAAUUUUCUGUUGGUUUUCUGGAUCUCUCUUUUUUGUUAUUAUUACUUUUAUGAUUUUAGGACCUGUUAUAGUGAUUUGCCACUGAGAUGCCCUUUCAGGGCGAUUAUACAGAGAGCUCUUAAAGCAGCAGUCAUGUUAGGGUUAGUAUUAAUUUUUUUAGAUGUAUCAUAAUUAAUAACUUGGCUAGUUGAUUGUUUUUAAGUCUAUGGAAUAAAAUAGUUAUGCAAAUGGAAGAAAGGAAAAAAAAGAGUAGGUUAAAAAUAAAAAUAACAACAGUGCACACUCAGUUGGUUGAUGAUGGCUUGAUGCAUAAAAGACCCCAGAAGAUGAAAUUAAUCAGCGAUAGGAUACAUUUUUCUGGACCACCAACAUGUUUAGUGCAAUUAAAUAUAGGGUUCACAGAGUGAUUUUUUUAAAAAUAAUUGGAUUGGACUGCAUUAAAGA